UUUCGAUCGAAUUAGGGUUUCGAGGAGAAAAAGAACGGCGAAAAAGAAAGGAUUCGCUCCGUUACUCUUUCGUUCUCUUCCUUCGCGGUUGGAAUCGCAGCAAUGGCGGCGGAGAGCAGGAAAGAGCGCCUAGAUCAGCCCUUGAAGCCCUCCUUCCCCGAGAGCCUUCUCGUGGACGGCAAGCCGACCGCGCGCGGGACACGAGGCCGCAAAGCCGCCGCCGCCACGAACGGAGACUCGGUAGUAAAACCCGUCAUGGCUGCGGUCCCGCGAAGCCAAGUUCUCGGCAAAGUGAAGGACUUUUUGGGAGUGAUCGCUGAGGCCAACGAGAAACUGGAGGUUGACGUGGGCGCGAGUUCUCGCGCGGACUACAAUGUAGAAGUGCUCACUGGGAACGAGGAAGAGUACAUCGAGAUGGAUUUGCUCCUGGGCAUCACCGACCUGCACACUGCCGAAGCCGUGGAAGCAGCCGAGGCUGUCAUGAGCGGCUUCCGGCCGUCGGCACCCUCCACUAGCAGCAUCUCCUCUGACUCAGAUGACGACAGUGAUGACGACGCAGAGAAGCUUAAGGUGGGGAGCGAUGAGUCUGUGCGCAGUGACACGCGAAGUAAGCGUCCAAAAAUUGUUGUGCUUGAUUCAAGAACGGAUUAGAGUUGGUCAGGAGACAAACACUGCAGUGAAGAUGAUCUUGGUGCAUGUCGGGUUCGAACAAUUAUUCCUGGGGAUCUUUUUACUUCAUAGUGCAGCUGUUGGAUGCAAGUGAGUAUGUUUCUGCUCCCAACUUGCUGCAUUACCCUAAGAGCCAUUGUGUUUCAGAUAUCUAAUUUUCUCUUCUGUCAUUAAAAAUUAUCACUUGUAGACCAUGCGAGUAGAGUUGAAGAAUGAUGUUUCGAAUGUCAUUGCUGGAUAACUUUGCCUUGUCCUUUUCUUUAAUAUUGAUUAGAAAUGAUGCAAUCUCAUGCAUAUAGAAAAUUCACAUUGCCUUGA
Molecule: messenger RNA, 987 nt
Organism: Musa acuminata subsp. malaccensis (wild Malaysian banana)
Lineage: Eukaryota; Viridiplantae; Streptophyta; Magnoliopsida; Zingiberales; Musaceae
Biological process (GO): box C/D snoRNP assembly
Molecular function (GO): box C/D methylation guide snoRNP complex binding
Source: RefSeq, a predicted model, not a curated record